UCGCCAAUGCAGACCGGAAAAGGAAAAUGGUGGCCAGUGAAAAUAGGCGACUUCAGUAGACAAGAGACACCAAACCCCUUAUCUCUGCAGGGGUGUCGAAAUUGUUUUCUCUGGGGGCCACAUCCCAGUUAUGGCUGCCAUCAAAGGUUCGCUUGUAACAGCAAAUAAUAUCAAUCAAUCAACGUUUACUUAUAUAACCCUAAAUUACUAAUGUCUCAAAGGGCUGCACAAACCACUACGACAUCCUCGGUAGGCCCACAUAAGGGCAAGGAAAACUCACAUCCAGUGGGACGUCGGUGACAGUGAUGACUAAAGGCAUGUCUCUCCAAAGCAUCUGGCCCUUGUGCGGGAGUUUUUGUAUGCACUGAGUGAGAGCCGUCGCCAUGGGCAACGAGGACAGCCUGGAGGACGUGUUUGUGGCUGUCCUACGGCCCAAGAGUCAGGUCAGCCUGAGCUCGAAGGAGUACCGAGCCAAAGCCUAUGAGAUUCUUCUGAGUGAAAUGCCCUUGGAGGGCAAGGAAAAGAAAAGGAAGAAAGUCCUCCUGACGACAAAAAUCCAAGCAUCAGGGGACAAAUCCAAAUCCAUUGUAGAUUAUGUUGCUGAAACCAUCAAGCCAUUAUCUAACAACCAAAGCUUCAUUGGUAAACGUGUAGUUCACAUGCAGAAAUUUCCCUUGGACGCCGACAAUAAAGUCAAAGAGGCGUCGCUGUUUGUGGUGCCAGUCAAUGUUAAAGAUAACAGCAAACCCAUUCACAACGCUAACAGCCCAUGCUUCUACUGCCUGCAGGACAUCAUGAGGGUGUGCAGCGAAACCAGCGUCAAUUUCUGCUCUAUCACUUCCAGGAUGCUCCUGGCCUUAGACAAGUGGUUAGCUGAACAGCACAGCGUGCCACACGCUAUCCCUGCCUUGUUCCGACCAGCCCCCGUGGAGCGUGUGAAGACCAACGUCAGCAACCCAGCAUACGGCAGCGAGGGCAAACUCAGCGAUGAGGGCUUAUACAUGGGGUACACGGCACUAGAGAUCAAGAGCAGGAUGAUGUCCCUCGAGAAGGCGGACAUGUGUGUCCUGAAUCCCCUUUAUGGCUCUGAUCUGCAGUACACUAACCGGGUGGACAAAGUUAUCAUCAACCCAUAUUUUGGGCUCGGAGCACCAGACUACUCCAAAAUCCAGAUCCCGACCAGAGAGAAGUGGCAACAUGGCGCCAACUGCACAGCAGAAGACAAGGAGCGUCAGUGGGUGGAAGACUUCCCACUCCACCGCAGUGCUUGCGAAGGAGACACAGAGCUCCUCUCCAAGCUUUUAGACAGCGGUUUCUCAGUCAAGCAGCUGGACAGCGACCACUGGGCCCCUGUCCACUAUGCCUGCUGGCACGGCAAAGUUGAGGCGACCAAACUCUUGCUGGAUAAAGGCAAAUGUAAUCCAAACCUGCUGAAUGGACAGCUCAGCUCCCCUCUGCACUUUGCUGCCAGGGGAGGGCAUGCUGAGAUUGUGCAACUCUUGCUGCAACACCCUGAAAUUGAUCGGCACAUUGAAGACCAGCAGAAGCGAUCGCCAAUGCAAGUGUGCCAGGAGAACAAACAGAACGAAUGGGAGGAGACGGUGAAGCUUUUGCAGCAGGCCAGCAGCAAACCUUACGAGAAGGUGCGCAUCUACCGCAUGGACGGCUCGUAUCGCUCCGUGGAGCUGAAGCACGGCAAUAACACCACGGUGCAGCAGAUCAUGGAGGGCAUGCGUCUUUCCCAGGACACUCAGCAGUACUUCACCAUCUGGAUCUGCUCGGAGAACCUCCACCUGCAGUUGAAGCCGUAUCACAAGCCCCUGCAGCACCUGCGCAUCUGGACUGAGAUAGUGACGGAUCUGACGGUGCUGGACCCUCAGAGAGAGACGCCCCAACUCUUCCUCCGGCGGGAUGUUCGCCUGCCUCUAGAAAUUGAGAAAAAGGUGGAGGAUCCGCUGGCCAUCCUCAUACUCUUCGACGAGGCUCGCCACUCACUCCUGAAGGGCUUCUUUCCGGCGCCGGACAGCAAACUGAUCACGCUGGCUAGCUUCCUGCUGCAGAUCAUCUAUGGCAACUACGAGAGCAAGAAACAUAAGCAGGGCUUCCUCAAUGAGGAAAACCUGAAGUCCAUUGUGCCGAUAUUAAAGGUGAAAAGCAAAGCGUACCACUGGACCAACAGGAUUCUCCAUGAGUACAAAGCACUGAGUACCAGCGAGGGCGUGAGCAAGGAGAUGCACCACCUGCAGCGACUCUUCCUGCAGAACUGCUGGGACAUCCCCACCUACGGAGCAGCUUUCUUCACAGGUCAGGUGUACACCAAGGCCAGCGCCAGCAACCACAAAGUCAUCCGCGUCUAUGUCGGCGUCAACACAAAGGGCCUGCACCUCAUGAAUAUGGAGACCAAGGCGCUUCUCAUCAGUUUAGAGUACGGCACAUUCAUGUGGCAACUGGGACAGGCCGACCAGUAUUUCCAAAUACACAGCGGUGAGAACAAAAUGAAUUUCAUCGUGCACACAAAACAGGCUGGCCUCAUUGUGAAGCUUUUAAUGAAGCUGAGCGGACAGAUGACUCCCAACGACAAAGGUGCUGCAGCAGACAAAUACGCUUACGGCUGAUGAAUCGUUGGUGCAAGAACAUUCAAAGAUGACAGUGCUGCCAAAAAGAGAUUUCUGCGCUGAAAAAAACACAACUGACUGCAAUAAUGUACAAACCCCGUUUCCAUAUGAGUUAAGAAAUUGUGUUAGAUGUAACUAAAAACGGAAUACAAUGAUUUGCAAAUCCUUUUCAACAUAUUUGAUGUUCAAACACAAACGUUAUUUUUUUUCAAAUAAUAAUUAACUUAGAAUUUCAUGGCUGCAACACGUGCCAAAGUAGUUAGGAAAGGGCAUGUUCACCACUGUGUUACAUCACAUUUUCUUUUAACAACACUCGAUAAACAAUCGGGAACUGAGGAAACUAAUUGUUGAAGCUUUGAAAGUGGAAUUCUUUACCUUUCUUGUUUGAUGUACAGCUUAAGUUGUUCAACAGUCUGGGGUCUUGUUGUCGUAUUUUACGCUUCAUAAUGCGCCACACAUUUUCGAUGGGAGACCUGCCUGGACUGCAGGCGGGCCAGGAAAGUACACGCACUAUUUUACUACAAAGUCACGCUGUUGUAACACGUGGCUUGGCAUUGUUUUGCUGAAAUAAGCAGGGGCGUCCAUGAUAACGUUGCUUGGAUGACAACAUAUGUUGCUCCAAAACCUGUAUGGACCAUUCAGUAUUAAUGGUGCCUUCACAGAUGUGUAAGUUACCCAUGUCUUGGGCACUAAUGCACACCCAUACCAUCACAGAUGCUGGCUUUUGAACUUUGCGCCUAUAACAAUCCGGAUGGUUAUUUUCCUCUUUGUUCCGAAGGACACCACGUCCACAGUUUCCAAAUAUAAUUUGAAAUGUGGACUUGUCAGAUCACAGAACACUUUUCCACUUUGCAUCAGUCCAUCUUAGAUGAGCUCGGGCCCAGCGAAGCUGGCGGUGUUCCUGGGUGUUGUUGAUAAAUGGCUUUCGCUUUGAAUAGUGAGUUUUAACUUGCACUUACAGAUAUAGCGACCAACUGUAGUUGCUGACAGUGGUUUUAUGACGUGUUCCUGAGCCUAUGUGGUGAUAUACUUUACACAUUGUCGGUUUUUGAUGCAGUACCGCCUGAGGGAUCAAACGUCUGCAAUAUCAUCGCUUACGUGCAGAAAUUUCUCCAGAUUUUCUGAACCUUUUGAUGAUUUUAUGGACCGUAGAUGUUAGGUAGUUUGGUAGGUAGGUCUUUAUUGUCAUUGCAACAAGUACAACAAAACUUCCCUAAAAUCCCUAAAUUCCUUGCAAUAGCUCGUUGAGAAAUGUUGUUCUAAAACUAUUCGACAAUUUGCUUACAAAUUGCUGACGCCUGCCCGAUCCUUGUUUGUGAAUUACUUAGCAUUUCACGGAAGCUGCUUUUAUACCCAAUCAUGGCACCCACCUGUUCCCAAUUAGCCUGCAAAUCUGUGGAAUGUUCCAAAUAAGUGUUUGAUGAGCAUUCCUCAACUUUAUCAGUAUUUAUUGCCACCUUUCCCAACUUCUUUAAAGCCACGUGUUGUGGCAUCAAAUUCCAAAGUUAAUGAUUAUUUGGAAAAAGUAGCAUAGUGUGUUUGUAGCAUAUUCAACUGAAUAUGGGUUGAAAAGGAUUUGCAGUUUGCAAAUACAUCAAAGAUGCUAUUAUAAUCCAUUUCUAAUGGAUAAAGCUUUGGCCUGGACAAGAGGUCAUCAGGUGGUCCCCAACGUUCACAGAGUGUUUCGACCCUUAACCACAACACUCUCCGGUUGGUGGGUCAGCAGUGAUUGGCCAGAUCACUGCUCCUCUCAUCCAGGCUUCCAGCUAUUGUCCUCUCUUUUAUGCCAGAGCCAACAGGAGGCUCUCUCCGCCGCUUCUCCCAGCCUACGAACGGCUGUUUUUCUCAAGUGACCUCUCAAUCCAACCUUUGUCAUCAUAUUCCACACAGAUUGCGCAGGGAAUCCUCGACAACCAACUUCCACUGUCAUCAGCCAUGCUGUCCACCCCUUGUCCCGGCAGUCCUGGACAAGUUGUUGGUACUUUGUUUCCUUCCUCUCUGCCGCUUCCUCACAUCCCUCCUCCCAUGGGACAGUAAGCUCCACCAUGAUGAUUUUCUUUCCCUCUGGGGACCACAAGACUAUGUCUGGUCUCAGAGUGGUGGACAGUACUGCCUCUGGGAAGAGGAGCUUCCGCCCCAGGUCGACCUCCAUCUCCCAUCCCUGGGCCAACUGCAAGAGGUUUUGGUUGGCUUGGCCUUGGACAACUGGUCUAUGACCCUCUUUCACGAAGGUGAUGGUGCUCAGCAAUGGUUUUGUUUUGGCUGGAUGUUUCUUUCUCCUCUCUUGCUCCAAGAUGUCUGCGAGCAUUGCCAACACCUUGUCAUGGCGCCACCUGUAUCUUCCCUGGGUCAAUGCUGUUUUGCACCCAGACAGAAUGUGCGCCAUAGUUCCUUUACCGCCACACAACCUGCACAGCGGGUCCUCCCUCAUUCCCCACCUAUGCAAGUUGACUGGGGUCGGCAGGGUGUCAUAUACUGCUCGAAGCAGGAAUGAGAUACGAAACGGCUCCAGCCUCCACAGUUCACUCCACGUCACGUUCCUCUUGGGAAGGUUCCACCUUGUCCAGGCACCUUGGGUUGCGAGCUCGAUGGCUUUAGCUCUCCUUCCUUCUUCCUCAAGGUUUCGGACUUCAUCCUGAAUCAAGGUCCUCCUUUCCCUGGGAGUGGACUUGGACCACUGCUGGAAAUGUGAUGUUCCUAGACCCUGUCUUCCAGUGCAGAGGCUUCCGAUGGUAUCUUUGGUCCUGAGAGAUGAUUCUGCCUGGGCAAUAGCAGUGCUAGCGGCCCACUUCCUGCCAGAUCUUGUUCUUAUUCCAGCUUCCCUGAUCAGCCGAUCUUGGGAGUCCCUAUACGUCAGGGAAAGUCUGCAUUUUGCGACUUUAAACUCCUCCAGAACUGAAGACAGGGGGAGCUGGAGCUGGCCCGACCUUAUGUAGAGCCCCGUAGAUGUAAAGCUCGGGGGUAUCCCCAACCAUUUCCGAAGGUGCUUGUUGAGCUUCCUCUCCAACCCUUCAACUGUUGUUAUCGCCACUUCGUACACGGUGAGAAGCCACAUAAGUCUUUGGAGUAAGCCGUGCUGGUAGAUCCAGCACUUGUAUUUCCCAGGCAGACCAGACUUGUCAAUCCUUUUCAACCAUUCUUCAACCUGAUUUUCGGUGCUGGAGAUGCUGUUUUUAUCCGUCAUGGAAUCAUCAUACCACUUUCCAAGGCAUUUAAUAGGGUUCCCUUGGAUGUUUGGGAUUGCUUCCCCCUGAACAAGCAACUUGAACUUUCCCGUUGUUUUUCCCUUUUGGAUCACCAGACACCUUGAUUUCUUGGGCUUGAAGAUCAUCUUUGCCCAAGUAGCCAUACGAUCCAGUUCCGCCAGGACCCAUCUCGCCUGCACGUGAGUUGGUGUUAUCACGGUAAGAUCAUCCAUGAAUGCCCUGAUUGCUGGUUGUUGACUUCCUGCUGCAGUCUUUGGUCCUCUUGACUUUAUGAUCGCUGCAGAGAUGAUCAGGUUCAUUCCCAUGACAAACAAGAUGGGAGAGAUGGUGCACCCUGUCACUAUUCCCUUCUCCACUGGCUGCCAUUUAGUUGUGAACAUGGCUGCUUGGAAUCGUAGCUUGAUGUCUCCCAGGUAGCUGGUGAUCAUCCCCUGGAUGUGAUGUGGGAUGUGGUAAUGGUCCAUAGCCACUUGGAUCACGUUAUGGGGAAUUGACCCAUAUGCAUUAGCAAAAUCAAGCCAGACUACUGUUAGGUUGCCUUUCUUCUCCUUUGCUUCUUGGAUAAGUUGGCUGAGGAGCCCUGUAUGCUCCAGGCACCCGGAGAACCCUUCGAUACCGCCCUUCUGGAUAGAGGUGUUAAUAUAUCCAUUCCGGGUCAUAAAGGAGCUCAUUAUUUUGGCCAGCACUGAAAAGAAGAUUUUCCCCUCCACACUUAGCAAGGAAAUGGUUCGGAACUGGCUGAUCUUUGUGGAUCCCCGUUCUUUCGGCACAAAGCACCCUUCUGCCCUUCUCCAGCUUGUUGGUACGGUUCCUUUGGCCCAUAUAACCCGCAUAAGCUUCCACAGCCUGUGUAGGAGCUUAGGGCAUUUCUUGUAUACUUUGUAGGGUAUACCGCUGGGACCUGGGGCAGAAGCUGAUCUUGCGUGCUUGACAACCUCUUGAACCUCUCUCCAUGAUGGAUAUUCUGUGCUGAGGGAGGAUGUUGGUGGACUGAUGGUACCAAGCCCGAGAUUUCCUGGUAGGGCAUUGUUUCUUGAAGGGUCACUGAAUGUCUCUUCAACAAACUCCUCCACCUCCUCCUUAGAACUUGUUAGAGUCCCUGACCUCGUCUCUCCCAAAAGUGACUUGGUGAAGCGAUAGGGGUCUUUUAUGAACUGGGCUCGUGCAGCUUCCUGCCUUUUCCGCCUUUGCCUUUGCCCUUCAGCCCUUCUCAGCCUGAUGAGCUGCUCGCGGAGGCUGGCUGUCAGUUCUUUUAUACCUUCCUUUUCUUCCAUGCUUGCCAAUUUGAAUUGCUUUCUCAGGGUUUUAAUCUCCUUCCGAAUUUGUUUGAUCUUUCUUUCUCUUCUGUUUUCCUGCUUUUCUGGUCUGUCUUUGUUCUCUCUCCUUGGCACUGUUCCAAACCGCUCUUUUCCCAAGUUGUAGGUGAUGGCUGUGAGUGAAUCCACCUUCCUUUCUACUGAACCUGCUUGAACCAUUUCAAGCACCCUUUCCAGAUCUUCAUCGAGCAUGGACCACUCCUUGGUCUCACUCAUCUUAGGCCACUUGAUUCUUUCCUUCGUUGGCUGGGGUGGGCUUUCUGGGAUGGCAUUUGAGGUUGUCCUUGUGGGGUUUUGGGGGAUUGCAAGCACUGAGAGAUCUCUAGGACUAUGGUUUGCUUCCUGCCUAGGGUUCUCCUGCGUCUCACCAGACUGUUCGUCUGAGCGGUGUGCCUGUGUCCGUCCCUGUCCACACUUGGCCUUGUCCUUGGCUUUGCUCUGGUGUAUUUUGAGCCCUCUUGCACCUUUGCAGAUCUUUCCGCAAUUGCACUUCACUUCCCAUGCCUCCCCAGUCAAGGUGGUCUGUUUGAGCCUUCUCUGUGUCCGUGUCACUGUCAAAUCAUUGUAUUCCGUUUAUAUUUAUGUCUAACACAAUUUCCCAACUCAUGGAAACGGGGUUUGUAGUAAUAUCUUGUUUUUUUUUACUUACAACAUUACUGUGCAUUUUGACAAAUCAUGUCUUUCUUUUCAUGUCUGUGUAAAUACAUUUAUUUAAUAAUUGUUUUAAUAAAUUGAAUGUUCUGGUCAAUAAUUAA
Nerophis ophidion (straightnose pipefish) is the source of this 7892-nucleotide messenger RNA. RefSeq names its product KRIT1 ankyrin repeat containing (gene krit1). The transcript has 18 exons. The record is from RefSeq and is a predicted model, not a curated record. The coding region runs from base 384 to 2615 and encodes 743 amino acids. Gene Ontology annotation, cellular component: cytoskeleton; plasma membrane. Gene Ontology annotation, biological process: cell redox homeostasis; regulation of establishment of cell polarity; negative regulation of angiogenesis. Gene Ontology annotation, molecular function: protein binding. Lineage: Eukaryota; Metazoa; Chordata; Actinopteri; Syngnathiformes; Syngnathidae.